CGGCGGCUCGGGGCCGGCCUCCGCCGGGAGCCGGCCUCCGCCCGGGCCCCGGUGCUCACGGCGGCGGUCCUCCGGGCGCCUUUCCCAUGCUGCACCGCGGCGCGGCGGCGCUCUGUCGCUGUCACCGCCAGCAGGAGGCUGAGGGGGAAGGCGCCGAUCGCGCCGCCGGAGCCGGAGCGGGAGCAGGAAGGGGCCGGAGCCGCCGCCGCCGCCAACUUCCCCUCGGCCUCCCCGCCGCCUCCCCGCGCCCCGCCAUGCCCGGGGCCUCCGCGCGGCCGCUCUGAGCCGCCCCCAGCCGCCGCCGCCGCCGCCCCGGCCCCGGCUCCGGCCCCGGCCCGGCCCCGGCCCGCCUUCUCCUCGCAGCCCCGCGGCCGGUUAUUGCACUUAAGAAUGAACAUUGAAGACAAGCUGGGAGGAUUAUUUCUUAAAUGUGGUGGCAUAGACCAAAUGCAGUCAUCCAGGGCUAUGGUAGGGAUGGGUGCAGUAUCUGACCAGUCCGGAGUAUCGGGAGAUCGGCAAGAGGCAGUGCUUCAAGAUCGGACUAUGGCGCACCAAGAAAUUCUUGCGACAGACGAAGUGUUACAGGAGAGUGAACUUCGACAGCAAGAGAUGAUUUCACAUGAUGAACUCAUGGUCCAUGAGGAGACGGUAAAAAAUGAUGAUGACAUGGAUGCGCAAGAUAGACUUCCUCAAGGGCUGCAGUAUGCUGUUAAUGUCCCUAUCCUUACAAUAAAUGAGGAUGGAUCACUUGGUCUGAAAACCCACAAAUCUCAUGUUUGUGAGCAUUGCAAUGCUGCCUUUAGAACCAACUACCAUUUACAGAGACAUGUCUUCAUUCAUACAGGUGAAAAACCAUUUCAGUGCAGUCAGUGCGACAUGCGUUUCAUACAGAAGUACCUGCUACAGAGGCAUGAGAAGAUUCAUACUGGUGAGAAGCCAUUUCGUUGUGAUGAAUGUGGUAUGAGGUUUAUUCAGAAGUAUCACAUGGAAAGGCACAAAAGAACUCACAGUGGAGAGAAGCCUUACCAGUGUGAAUAUUGUUUGCAGUAUUUCUCCAGAACUGAUCGUGUGCUGAAACAUAAACGUAUGUGCCAUGAGAACCGUGACAAGAAACCGAACAGAAGUGCCACCAAAGUUGGCUUUUUGCCAUCGGAGGAAGAUUCUGGUUUCUCUACGCCUAUGAAAGACAGCUCCUUGCCAAAGAAGAAAAGGCAGAAAACAGAGAAAACAAAAUCUGGAGAUAAGGACAGUACAGAUAAAUCCGAACAGAAGAAGGACAAAAAUGACUACUUGCCUUUGUACUCUGCUAGUACAAAAGUAAAAGAUGAAUAUAUGGUAGCGGAAUAUGCUGUUGAGAUGCCCCAUUCUUCUGUCAGCGGGACGCACUUAGAAGAAGCAAAUUCUGGAGAAAUACACCCACCCAAGCUUGUUCUCAAAAAAGUUAACAGCAAAAGAAGUCUGAAACAGCCACUUGAGCAAAGUCAAACCAUUUCACCUUUAUCUACAUAUGAAGACAGCAAGGUUUCAAAGUAUGCCUUUGAUCUUGUGGAUAAACAGAGUUUACUGGACUCUGAAGGUAAUGCUGACAUUGAUCAAGUUGACACAUUACAAGAAGGGCCCAGUAAACCUGUACACAGCAGCACUAAUUACGAUGAUGCAAUGCAGUUUUUAAAGAAAAAGAGGUAUCUACAAGCAGCUAGUAACAGCAGUAGAGAGUAUGCCUUGAAUGUAAGUACCAUAGCAUCUCAGCCUUCGGUAACACAGGCGGCUGUGGCAAGCGUCAUCGAUGAAACUGCUACAGCCUCCAUAUUAGACACGCAGGCACUGAAUGUUGAAAUUAAAGGUAGCCAUGACAAAAAUGUCAUUCCGGAUGAGGUACUGCAAACUCUGUUAGAUCAUUAUUCACACAAGGCUAACGGACAGCAUGAGAUAUCCUUCAGUGUGGCCGACACUGAGGUGACCUCCAGUAUAUCAAUCAAUUCGUCAGAAGUGUCUGAGGUCACCCAAUCUGAGACAGUUGGAACAAGCUCUCAGGCUUCCUCAUCAGAUAAAGCUAGUAUGUUACAGGAAUAUUCAAAGUUUUUACAACAAGCUUUGGACAGAACUAGCCAAAAUGAUGCCUAUUUGAACAACCCGAGCCUUAAUUUUGUGACUGAUAACCAGACUCUUACAACCCAGCCAGCAUUUCCUUCCAUAGAGAAGCAGGUCUACACGUCUAUCCCUGUCAAUAGCUUUCGAUCGGGAAUGAACUCUCCAUUAAGAACAACUCCAGACAAGUCUCAUUUUGGACUAAUGGUUGGUGAUUCGCAGCACCCCUUUCCCUUUUCAGGUGAUGAGGCAAAUCAUUCUUCUUCCUCCUCUACCCAGGACUUCUUGGAUCAAGUAACUUCUCAGAAGAAAGCAGAGGCACAGCCUGUUCAUCAAGCAUAUCAAAUUAGCUCCUUUGAGCAGCCCUUCAGAGCUCAGUACCAUGGGGCAAGAGCUGGAAUAUCAUCUCAGUUUAGCACUGCCAAUGGACAGGUGAACCUUCGGGGACCAGGGACAAGUGCUGAUUUCCCAGAAUUUCCCUUGGUGAAUGUAAAUGAUACCAGAGCUGGGAUGACUUCUUCACCUGAUGCCACAACAGGCCAGACUUUUGGCUAAGAAAUCUUUGUAAAUAAUACUGGCACUUUAGAACACAUUUGUCAAAAGUGGGUUGCUCUGUAUAAGAUGGAGUUCUGUACAGCUUUUAAGAGCGCUAUGUUAAAACAAAAGUAAGCUGAUAUUAGCAAGACCAAUAACUGCUUUUUCUUUCUUUCUUUUUUUUUUUUUUUUAAUGUUUAGUCACCAGUCAUUGAUCUGCCUGAUAUUGUUGCCCCUAUCAAAGGCAGGUUAUUAUUCACUUGUUUGAAUCCAGUAAUUAUUUUACCUUUUAUGAAAUUUAAAAUAAACAAAAUCCCCAGGUAAGACUUUCCCCCAUGAUUGCUUCCUUACUGGUUUCCUUGUAUACUUUGGGAGGACAGUUUAUUGUCUGAUACUAUUCAUAUUGUCAUUUUUAAGCUUGUCAGUGUAGUCAUUGCUCUUCAGCAGGGAAUCAACGUGUAUUAAACACACAGAAUAAACUAUAAGUUUCAAAGUCAAGUAAAUAAGGCUUUAAAAGAUGGCAUUUUCUAGAAAAAUAAUCUUUCUUCCAACUCUCGUAAAAAAUAAUUUUAGACUAUAUGCCCUGUUUCUGCUUUGCAUUACCUGAGUUGUGUUUGGAGGAAAAGAAAAAACAAAACAAAACAAAAAACAAAUUCUGGUAGACUAACUCUACUAUUUAAAAGUCUAAUUAAUUUAAAAUUCUUUAAACACUUUUUAAAGCAAAAUACAUAACUGCUAAUGCCUUUACUUCAUUACUGAAGUAAUGUGUAUUUCUUUGUACAGCUGAAUCUAGAUGUAACUUUUUAAUGACUUUUUCAUAUGCAGAUAUCAAGAUUUUGAAGUUUUAGUUAAAAUACUCUGUAGAUGACAUUCCCGAUUACAUAAUGCUUACACAAACUGUGUUCCAAAAUUUCAAAGUUUAAUUGUACCUUACCCUACAUAUUCGUAAUGAUUAACAUAGAGCACUUAGUUUAUUUGAUAGAUUUGAUUUCUCAAAAAAUAAAACCAUUUUAGAUUUUUAGGUUUGAUAUGGUUGCAUCAUUUUCAUCUCAUACAACUCCAGUGAUUACUUUCAGCAUACAUUGAAAUCGAAUAUUCUGAGCUUCUGUAAAAACAGUUUUAAUUCUUUGUCUAGAAUUUUGACAGUUCAGCUCAUUAAAUUUAUCAAAGUAUCCCCAAAAGCUGAAGAAGUGGGCAUUCAAAUUCCAUAUAUCUUUUUCGAGUUUGCUUGGUGAAAGUCAUUACCAUUUUACCAACCAAAACCAUUGGAUAAUAUUAGUGAACAGGAUUUCUUUUCAGCAUAGAUGAGUGAUCAGAAGUUUUCAUUGCAUUUCACAAUAUAAAUAAAACUACAAAGUUUAUCCCUGUACCAUGAAUAUGUUUUUUUGAAUAGUACUUUGUCUUGAUGUAUGCAGUAUGGUACGAUAAGUAGUUCUGUGUGCAUUUUUAAGGUGGUAAGAUUUGAGUAGCAUAACUAUUGUGUAGUUUAAGUUAACAAUUUACAGAUUUUUGAACUGUAUGUUCAUUAUAUUGCACCUUCCCUAAAGGGACACUGUCUGGUAGUUUAAGGCAGUUUAAGCCUAAUGUAGGCUGAUUAACCAGGGAAAAACGCACUCACACACAACACACGUGUGUGUGUGUGUAUAUAUAUAUAUGUAUGUAUGUAUAUGUAUUUUUUAUAGGAUUGCAUACAUUCUUUUACAGCACUAUUGCUAGCUGAUAUUUUCAGAUGAAGCCAUCAGCUAUGAGAAAAGGCUGCACCUCAAGGCGCUAAGAUAACACGCUGUCUUUUGAAGGGACUUGAGCAGGACACACGAGAGUCCCCACCUCUUCCCAAAACAUAGCAACAUUUUUCUUAACUUUUAUUACUAGGAAGCCGAUUUCCCUCUCUCUCUUUUCCCUUACAGUAUCGCUAUUAAAGCACUAACUUUGCUUGGUACAGUUCAGGGAGAAAGCGUGUUUGUAACCCACAGCUUGCUUCCUACAUGGACAGGAAAUACAAUUUAUGUAAACUUCUCACUUAAUACUUUUGUAUAAGGAAACAGAUUAUGUUUUGAUUCAUUGACCCUGUGUAUGAUAUAAGGAAGGUGUUUCUGCAUGUUAUCACUUACCAGUAAUUUGGUCUGAAUAUUUGGCCCAGAGUUAAGAAGAAUUGAGCAUCAAGGGAGAAUAGUUAAUUCCUUAUGGAUUAUUAAUGAUACAUGUAAAGAAAUUUAUUUGAAAGAAUAUUUUCAAUUUGUUCCAUGUCUCUGUUUUUCUUCCUUUAUGAUCAGUUUGGGUUUUUUGACUUUCCGUUCUACUUUGCAUAGACACAAUAAAUAUGGCCCCUAUUCCCCAGGAAGCCACCUCUUGUUACGCAUGUUUCGUUUUCAUUGUUUCAUUUCCAUGACAUCUUAGCUUGUGCUGCCUGAAUAAUAAUACUGUGUUGACAUCUUUGUUCUAGUGCCCUGUUGUUGCAAGUAGGUGACCAUUAAUAGUACUAUUUGUUAAAUAUAACAAGCAGCAAAUGCCAAAAGAAGAAGAAAAAAAGCAGGAUUAUUACUGCAUUAGCCUGUUCCAACAGAGAGGUAAAAGGAACAAAAAGCCUGCUUCUCCCUAAGCAGACUGACUCAGCUUUAUUAAAAAAAAAGAAAAAAAAGUUAUUGCAUUGAUCCUCUGCUGUGAAAAAGUGAUUGAGGAGUAGCAGGGAGUAACUAUCGCUCCAUGCCAUCUUCACACUUACGGAUUGCUGCUUGGGUACGUGAGUAAGCUCUUGUACGGAGGGAAGGAACUCGCUCUUCCCCAGAGCAAAAGGGGAAUCGUCUGAGAAAAUGUUACUCCUUAUGUCGCAGUUCAUUCUCUAGUCUGCUGCUGAGCCAUUACAGCUAUCCUCUGUGCCUUAGGACAGAUUGUGAAGUCCCAGCCUAGCCCACAGGGACUAUCUUGUAGGAUUCUCGCACAUGUACAAUUAAAGAGGUGGUGUGAAUACUUGAUCCGCUGAUGCUUGAAGCUUUCUGUGAUGGAGGAGCUAACCAAAAAUACUGCUAUAAUUUCCUGAGUACAUGGCCUUUUAUUCUGGAAAAACUGUAUGUAGUUCUGGAAGGUUUCUCUGUGUGAAAAGCUCUUGCUUUUUUAAUAAUUACAUUAUUUAAUAACAUUUUCUACUGCUCUUAUUUUGCUGCUUCUAAUCUGCUACAGAUGCACAUUCUCUGUUUUGACCUGGUCAGUGUUUGUUAGUUUUCCAUGUAUGU
Molecule: messenger RNA, 5852 nt
Organism: Cygnus olor (mute swan)
Lineage: Eukaryota; Metazoa; Chordata; Aves; Anseriformes; Anatidae
Gene: ZNF148
Product: zinc finger protein 148
Exons: 6
Coding region: 391-2643 (750 amino acids)
Biological process (GO): regulation of transcription by RNA polymerase II
Cellular component (GO): nucleus
Molecular function (GO): DNA-binding transcription factor activity, RNA polymerase II-specific; RNA polymerase II cis-regulatory region sequence-specific DNA binding
Source: RefSeq, a predicted model, not a curated record